This is a messenger RNA of Vitis riparia (riverbank grape), 1568 nucleotides long. Its product is annotated as nuclear envelope-associated protein 2-like. Lineage: Eukaryota; Viridiplantae; Streptophyta; Magnoliopsida; Vitales; Vitaceae. The transcript has 6 exons. The record is from RefSeq and is a predicted model, not a curated record. Bases 262 to 1338 code for a protein of 358 amino acids.
AUGGAAAAAUUAAUCCUCUGAAUCGGCUGCGGGCGAGCCCAGGGUAGGAAUCUGGCUUCAGGAGUUGAGCCGUUUAAGAGGCUGAAAUAGCCACGUGACGAGAGCCACGAGCUCGUUUCUUCUGAAUGCGAAUCGACUGUGACUCCCAGAGUUUUUUCUCUCUGAAGAGACGGUGGCGUGCCGACCUCUGAGGCUCUGGGCUUGAUUCAGUGUAUUCGCAUAGUUGUUAAGAUUUUUUAUGACUAUAUUCUCGUGAGUGAGAUGUCGGUUUCGGAGAAAUCAUCAGCGGCGUCGUCGUCGUCGUCGUCUUCGGCGUUAACGUCGUUGUCGUCGUCGUCGUCUUCGGUUCGGGAUAUCGAUCCGUUGUUGAAGGAUCUGAAUGAGAAGAAGCAGAGCUUUAGGAAAAACGUGGUGUCGUUGGCGGCGGAGUUGAAGGAGGUGCGAGGCCGUCUCGCUUCGCAAGAACAGUCCUUUGCUAAAGAAACCCUAAAUAGAAAGGUAGCGGAGACGAAGGCCAAGAGCAUGGAAGAGGAAAUAGGCAGAUUGCAGAAAAGCUUAGAAGAAAGAAAUGGACAAUUGCAGGCAUCUGCUAUGACUACUGAGAAGUACCUCCAGGAGUUGGAUGGUCUUAGAUCACAGCUUUCAUUCACUCAAGCUACUGCUGAUGCAAGUGCUGCAUCAGCUCAAUCAGCACAGCUUCACUGUUUGGCACUGAUAAAGGAACUAGAUGAGAAGAAUAUUUCAUUAAAAGAGCACGGGGAUCGUGUAAAUAGGCUGGGAGAGCAAUUAGAUCACCUGCAGAAGGAUCUUCAAGCUAGGGAAUAUUCUCAAAAACAAUUGAAAGAUGAAGUUUUGAGAAUUGAGCAUGACAUUAUGCAAGCUGUUGCCAAAGCUGGAGCAAACAGGGAUUGUGAACUGAGGAAAGUAUUAGAUGAGGUUUCUCCAAAGAAUUUUGAGAAGAUUAAUAAGCUUUUAAUUGCUAAAGAUGACGAAAUAGCCAAACUGAAAGAUGAAAUCAGGAUUAUGUCUGCUCAAUGGAAGCUCAAAACUAAGGAAAUGGAAUCACAGUUAGAGAAGCAUCGUAGAGCUGAUCAGGAACUAAAAAAGAGAGUACUAAAAUUGGAGUUCUGUCUCCAGGAAGCUCGUGCUCAAACACGAAAGCUCCAGAGGAUGGGAGAGCGAAGGGAUAAAGCCCUGAAAGAACUCAGAGAUCAAUUCGUAACAAAGCAACAGGGUGAAGCAGCAGGUAUCGAGAAGCAGAAUUUCUGGGAGAGCUCAGGUUUCAAGAUUGUAGUUUCUAUGUCCAUGUUGAUCUUGGUGGUAUUCUCUAAGCGGUAAAAUUAUUAGGUUAUUUAGUUGUUAUUGUAUAAAAGGAACUGGACAUCUUAAAUUUUUAUCCGAGCAAUACAGGCCAUUUUGUAAAGAUGUUAGCUCAAGAGGUUCUCUUCUUUUCUGUAGCAUCAGAGAGGGGAAGCACUUUGUUCCCAUAAUCACAAUUGCAUUUCUGAGAGAUGUCAUGAACCUAAAAUACAGAGCGAAACAAUUAAAGAACGCAAUUUGUUACAUCA